GGAGAUCUGAGGGAGUGACAGAAAAAGAAAGAGGGAGGGAAAAGAGGAGAAUAGAGGGAAAGCAGGACCAAACUCACUGCCUUCUUUUCCCCAAGCGCUCUCUCCCUCUCUUUCUCCCGGCGACUCCAGGCUGAGACCAACAGAUAGGAUGCUGUGCCUCAGAUCCCUGUCGAUGCUCGUUGCCCUGCUUCUCCUCUGCCCCUCUCUGCUGUGUGCGCAGGAGGUGCUUGUACGUCUUGCAGGUGUGGGCCGGCGCAGUGCAAAUGAAGGGCGUGUGGAGGUGUUCUACAAUGGAGCAUGGGGCACAAUUUGCGAUGAUGAGGUGGAUAUCAACCUGGCCAAUGUUUUGUGCCGACAGAUGGGCUUUCAGCGCAGCUUUACCUGGGCACACAGCGCCAAGUUUGGCCCGGGACAAGGUCUGAUCUGGUUAGACAAUGUGCGCUGCAAGGGCACAGAGCUCUCCAUUGCAGACUGUGUCUCCAAUGGUUGGGGUGUCAAUGACUGCACCCAUGCUGAGGAUCUAGGGGUCAUCUGUAGCCCAGAGAGGAGACCUGGCUUCCCUGCUGUCUCCUUGGAGGAACCCCCUUCGUCCUCCAGUCACCAGCCAAGUCAGCCAAGACAAAGGAACGCACCUCCACCACCACCCAGGUCUGUGUCCCCCCCAGCUUCACCUGCAGGCCCAGCUCAUUUGUCCUCUUCAGCUGCAAGAGGCCAUGAGAUCGCCCUCCACCGCAACCCAACGACUUCGCGUCGCAGCAGCAUCUCCCCGCAGGAAAAUGGCCACGAGAUCCAGAUCUUGCGGCGAUAUCGAGGCAGACCGAGCCAGCAGACAGGCCCAGGUUCGCCACAAGGGCACCAGCUGCCUUCGCAUCUGGCAAACGGUGCAGCCUACAGGCAGAGACAAAGACAGGAGACAACGAGGGCCGGUUCUCAAGCAGUGAGACGAGAGGCGGAGGAUCAGGUGAACAGGCAGACGCAACCUCAGUCCCAGGGGAGGAGAGAGCAUCAGCAGCCCAGGGGGAACCAUGUUGAACCAGACCCAGUUUAUCCAGACCCGGGACUGGAGACUGAUGCACACUACACACAGGGAUCUGAGCGGGUUCACCUAGAGGAGGCUCGUCUACGGCCCGUACUCUCCAGCAACCAUGGGGGUCUGGUGACUGAAGGCGUCCUGGAAGUGAGGCAUGCUGGGAAGUGGCGUCAUGUGUGCAACAAUGGAUGGGACCUGAGCAGCAGCCGUGUCGUCUGUGGCAUGUUAGGAUUCCCUGCGGCUGAAGACUUUGACCAAUACGCCUACAGGAAACUUUGGGACUCAAAGUUAGCUGAUCCUUCCUCCAGGCUGAGGACUCAGAUCAGUAAGAAGGCAUACUGGGUGGAGAAGGUGCAGUGUCGGGGGGUGGAGGCCUCCUUGUCACAGUGCCAGGCCCAGCUGUUCCUCCCCAGGAGUGAUGUCCCAUGCAAGGGCGGCAUGCACGCUGUAGUCCGCUGUGUCCCUGGAUCCCAGUUCACACGUAAUGGCAGACCACCUGCACCGCCCGCUGUGCCGCAUGUUGUGCGUCUGAAGGCUGGGCCCAGACUCGGGGAGGGCCGCGUCGAGGUGCUGAGAGAGGGCAAGUGGGGCACCGUGUGUGACCACCUGUGGGACAUGACUGCAGCCAGCGUGGUCUGCAGAGAGCUGGGUUUUGGAACAGCCAAAGAGGCCAUCACCAAGGCUCAGCUGGGACAGGGUACCGGUCCCAUUCACAUGAACAGUGUCCAGUGCAACGGCAGGGAGAGGUCCAUUACCCAGUGUCAGCACAAACCGGUACCACUUUACAGCUGCAAACACAGCCAGGAUGUAGCGGUGCGCUGCAACGUCCCAAACACUGGCAUGCAGACCACGGUGCGUCUGGCAGGAGGAAGAGAGCCUGCGGAGGGCCGUGUGGAGGUGCUGAUGGAAGUCGGGGGUGUGAAGCGUUGGGGCUCCAUCUGCAGCGAGAACUGGGGCAUCAAUGAGGCAAUGGUGGUCUGUCGACAGCUAGGCUUGGGCUUUGCCUCAAGAGCUCAUCAGGAGACCUGGUUCUGGUCUGGAUCCUCAGACGCUAGGGAAGUGGUGUUGAGUGGGACUCACUGUGUCGGAACUGAGAUGUCUAUCCAGCAGUGUCGCAGAAACACAAAUGUCUACUGUCCCAGAGGAGGAGAAGGCAGGGCUGCAGGAGUCUCAUGUGUAGAGACUGCUCCAGACCUUGUAGUGGAUGCCCAGCUCGUCCAAGAGACGGCCUACCUGGAGGACCGACCUCUCCACCUGCUGACCUGCGCCAAUGAGGAGAACUGCCUGUCCUCUUCUGCCGCCAGAAUGAACUGGCCCUACGGACACCGCCGCCUGCUUCGCUUCUCCUCCCGCAUCAUGAACUUGGGCCUUGCCGACUUUCGUCCUCGAGCCUCCAGGGAAAGUUGGACAUGGCAUCAGUGUCACAGGCACUACCACAGCAUUGAGGUGUUCACCCACUACGAUCUGCUCACCGUCAAUGGCACAAAGGUGGCUGAAGGUCACAAAGCCAGCUUCUGUUUGGAGGACACCUACUGCCCCGAUGGUAUCCAUAAACGGUAUGCUUGCUAUAACAUGGGACAACAGGGUAUCUCAGUGGGCUGCUGGGACACCUACCGCCAUGAUAUUGACUGCCAGUGGGUCGACAUUACAGAUGUACGACCGGGUGAAUACAUCUUUCAGGUGGAGGUUAACCCUUCCUUAGACAUGGCUGAGUCUGAUUUUCAGAACAACGUGAUACGCUGCCGGUGCAAGUACGACGGAGCGAGGGUUUAUAUGUUCGGGUGCCAUGCAGGUGACGCUUACAGUGCUGAGGUGGAGGAUGUGUUUGACCACCAACGUCAGAUAUCCAACAACUUCCUGUGAACCAAGGAACACCCAGAUUUAAGAACAGAACAACUGUAACAACCCCGCACCACACCUCAACUUGUCGGGCGAAGGAGGGUGAAUGACAAUAACAUGCCAGUAAACAGUGAAAUGAGGUUCAGGGAGAGGAAGAGGGAAAAGAGCGUGAUUAGGGUGGGACUUGAUGCAAUAUUGUCUAAUUAUCGUCUCGUGACUGAUUGUCAUCUGCAGUUCCUGUUGCUGUUAGAAAGUCAAAGAGGAAAACAUAGCAAGUCACACAUCAUGUCCUCGUGAUAAAACAUGAUACAGAGUGGUUUAUAACUUUGAAAAAUUGUCUUGAUUUUUUUUUUCUUUUAUUAAUUACCUAAUUGAAACCCAACAGUUAAGAAAGCAUUGACGUGAAGGUACGCGAGAACAACUUGACCAGACCAGUUUGUUUAAUAUCUAAAGAAACCUGUUCAUGUAUUCUGUGCUUUCACUGUUCACAUUACAAAAUGCCAUAUUUACUGUUAAAAAUGUGUGGGUUUCUGUUUUGAAUACUUUUUGUUUUUAUCUCACGGUGCUAUUUUGCAUUUUUGGAAUAAAUAUUGUAAUGUAUUGCAAAUGUAUUGUCAUGUACAGUUUUAUAAUACCUCUCUGGAAUAUUGUUCUUUAGGUCUCUAAUUUAUGCAGAAUUUUAAUGUACUUUUGAGUUUAAACUUGUUUGUAAUGUUAAUUUUCCUAUGAUAAGAGUUUCAACUUGUUUGUUCUUUACCUGUUUUACAUCGGUUACAGUAGAUGACAUUUGGUUGUACCAUGGUUUUGUGGUCAACAGUACUUGAUAACGGUAGUGGAAGAAUAAACAUCAGAAUGACAAACCA
This is a messenger RNA of Mugil cephalus (flathead mullet), 3732 nucleotides long. RefSeq names its product lysyl oxidase homolog 4-like. Gene Ontology annotation, molecular function: protein-lysine 6-oxidase activity; copper ion binding. Gene Ontology annotation, cellular component: membrane. The coding region runs from base 149 to 2893 and encodes 914 amino acids. Lineage: Eukaryota; Metazoa; Chordata; Actinopteri; Mugiliformes; Mugilidae. Gene Ontology annotation, biological process: peptidyl-lysine oxidation. The transcript has 15 exons. The record is from RefSeq and is a predicted model, not a curated record.